This is a messenger RNA of Impatiens glandulifera, 1683 nucleotides long. RefSeq lists its product as uncharacterized. Bases 176 to 1627 code for a protein of 483 amino acids. Lineage: Eukaryota; Viridiplantae; Streptophyta; Magnoliopsida; Ericales; Balsaminaceae. The transcript has 8 exons. The record is from RefSeq and is a predicted model, not a curated record.
GCGUUUGUCUUGGUUUGCGUUGGAUAAGCCGAGAGAGGCCAAAAAAAUUGCAGAAAACCUUGAAAGAAUAUCUCCGUUUAGUCUUGGCCUUUGCUGCUACUGGAAGAAGGGAAGAAUCAUUCAGCCGACUAUCUGCUCCAUCAUCAUCUUCAUCUAAUCCAGUUAUCGAUCAUUAAUGGCCUCUCUUACUCCUCACUGGCCAUGUUUUUGCACGUCCAUAUCGGUCAGAGGAAACUUUCCAAAUCCCAGAAACAGCGGAGUCAUUGUUCCUCUUAAGGCUUCGUCUAGUAGUACCGAAUCUCCAUCACCCACUUCAUCGAAUUCCCCUGAAGUUUCUCGAGAACCGGAGCCAACCAAGAUUGACCCUGUGAAGAUUGCCUUUGCCAAAGCUAAAGCAUACAAGAAAGGUGUACGGCUACAACAACCACCAAAUCCUAGUUCUCAAACUGGAGAUAUUAUCGAGGUGAAACCAAGUGAUAGCAAAAAUGAAACAAUCCAGAAUACAGAAUCCUAUGACAGCCCAGAUAACCAAUCAACUCAAGUGGACUUUGAGAAUGCAGCAGCUAGCAGAAGAGAGCAGGAAUUGCCAGCAUCUGUCAAACUUGCCAUGGAGAGAGCAAAGAAGUACAAGGCGAACAAAGAAAGCGUUCUUCCUGUUGCCUCAAGCAAUGAAGACGGGGAAGUUGUUGAAACAGAGGAAAUUAUCAUGAAGAAAAUUAUUGAGAAGGGAGAGUUGAAGGUUUCAAAGAUGGACUUUAUAGGACUUGGAUUCUCAGAUAAGAGGAAAACCAGAGGGCUUCCUGCUGGUUUGAUUCCAAUAGCAGAUCCUUUCCCAGACAGAGAUCCGGGUGAGGUAGAGAUAAUAGUUGGUGAUAGGACCAAGUUUGGAAAUGCAACAGUAUCAGAGCCAGAGUCAAUUGAGGAUGAUGAUAAAUCAGAUUUGUAUAAACCUAAGGUUUCUACUUGGGGAGUCUUUCCUCGUCCUGGAAACAUCUCAAAAACGUAUGGUGGUGGAAGAACGAUCCAGCCGGGAGAUUCACUUGAAACAGAUGAAGAUCGAGCUGCUAAACAAGCACGCACCAGAGAACUACUUUCACAGUACAAGAAACGAACUGGCAUUAAAAUUGAUCCCGAGUUAAAGGACGAAUGUGAGAAGGAUUUGAAGAAUGGCGAUGCAUUGAUGGAAAAUGGAAUGCUCGAAGAUGCACUACCAUUUUAUGAAAAAAUCAUGGAGAAGUUGGCCUUUCAGAAUGAGCUUCAUGGAUUGGCUGCUUUACAAUGGUCUAUUUGUCAAGACUCCCUUGGAAGGCAAAGUAAAGCUCGUGUUAUGUAUGAGAAGCUUCAAUCACACCCUACAUAUAGUGUGAGCAAGAGUGCAAAACAAUUCUUGUUUGGGUUUCAGGCCAUGGAUAUGAUGAAAGUUAGGAGCAUGGAUAUGUCAAAAGUUAACGCGGGCUACCAAAACUACUUUGAAGCGUUUAUUAAAGAUAAGGAAAUCGACUAUUCAUUGAAAGAUACUGAAACUGAUAAUGUUGAUCUAGGUCUAGAUCAAGUGCUGCCUUAUGUUGCUUUCAUUGUUUCUCCAAUUUUUCUAGUGUUUCUUGUUGCCUUGACAAAGGCCAGAUAGCUGAAACAUGUAUAUAUAUCACAUACUGGUUUCAAAUGUUAAUUUUGUUUCAUUCU